AUGGCCUGCCUGUCACUGGCCUACCUGCCACUGGCCUGCCUGUCACUGGCCUGUCUGCCACUGGCCUGCCUGCCGCUGGCCUGCCUGGCACUAGCCUGCCUGGCGCUGGCCUGCCUGGCACUGGCCUGCCUGCCAAUGGCCUGCCUGGCACUGGCCUGCCUGGCACUGGCCUGCCUGUCACUGGCCUGCCUGCCGCUGGCCUGUCUGCCGCUGGCCUGCCUGGCGCUGGCCUGCCUGGCGCUGGCCUGCCUGGCGCUGGCCUGCCUGCCGCUGGCCUGCCUGGCGCUGGCCUGCCUGGCGCUGGCCUGCCUGUCGCUGGCCUGCCUGCCGCUGGCCUGCCUGGCACUGGCCUGCCUGCCGCUGGCCUGCCUGGUACUGGCCUGCCUGGCACUGGCCUGCCUGGCACUGGCCAGGCCAAAUAUCUUCAAUAUGACCCUGUUUCUCCCCUAA
Salvelinus sp. IW2-2015 is the source of this 450-nucleotide messenger RNA. RefSeq names its product keratin-associated protein 12-2-like. Bases 1 to 450 code for a protein of 149 amino acids. The transcript has a single exon. Lineage: Eukaryota; Metazoa; Chordata; Actinopteri; Salmoniformes; Salmonidae. The record is from RefSeq and is a predicted model, not a curated record.